This is a messenger RNA of Blastomyces gilchristii SLH14081, 4068 nucleotides long. RefSeq lists its product as uncharacterized. The record is from RefSeq and is a predicted model, not a curated record. NCBI's taxonomy places the organism in Eukaryota, Fungi, Ascomycota, Eurotiomycetes, Onygenales, Ajellomycetaceae. The transcript is spliced from 2 exons. The coding region runs from base 3154 to 3645 and encodes 163 amino acids.
AGGAAGUAAAUUGCUUAAAUAUGAUUAUAGAACUAUAUAUAUCCUUUCAUACGUCUUCAACCAAUGUUCUUUAUUACGCCAACUAUAGAACUUUGAUAGCGUCGCACACUCCCUCCCGACUAUCUAACCGCAUUUCAAGAGCCAGCAAGCAACAGAUCCAGAUUGCUCGGGGUAGGAGUCUGGUGUAUCGCAAGGUGAAGAAAAUUGACUGCAACUCAGGAUACAAAGAAAAAGGUUGAAAUGAAAAGGAUAACCCGAAAAUGACACAAUCCAGCCAAAACUCUAUUCCCGGACAAAUACACUUGCCAUCCCCAUACCGGUUCCUAUGCACAUACUUACUACUCCAACCUGCUCCCCAUGCCUCUCCAUCUCGGGAAGCAGAGUCGCAAGCUGCCUCGCACCCGUUGCUCCCAGCGGGUGCCCCAAUGCAAUUGCUCCGCCAUUGGGAUUAACUUUACUUUCAUCGAUGCCAAGUUUCCGAAUGCAGUACACAGCCUGGCUAGCGAAAGCCUCAUUGAUUUCCCAGAUUCCAAUGUCGGAAAUCGAGAGACCGGUGUGGGAGAGGACUUUUGGGAUAGCAACAGAAGGACCGAUACCCAUCUCAUCAGGAGCGCAGCCGGCUACUUGCGUGGACACCCAUUUUCCGAUGAUGCUGGACGUGAGGCCAAGUUCAGCUGCUGUGGAGCGACGCAUAAGCAACGUGGCAGCGGCCCCAUCGCUGACCUGAGAACUAUUUCCAGCGGUGCUUGAUCCCGUUGCUGAGAACGCUGGUUUAAGAGCAGCUAGUUUCUCAAGAGAGAUCGACGCUCGGACGCCGUCAUCUUUAGUGACUGUGAUUUCCGUCGCCGGGCCAUCCGUCUGACCUUCAGGGAAGAUUUUAGUCGUAACGGGUACAAUUUCGGUACCGAAUAGUCCCUUCUCCUGCGCUGCUGCGGCUUUCUUAUGAGACUCCGCAGAAAAUAAGUCUUGGUCCUUGCGCGAUAUUCCAUACCGCUCCGCAACAUUCUCGGACGUUAUUCCCAUGGGCAUAAUGCAAUCUCUCGCAUCCUUAGACGGCGAGUCGCGCAGCUCCGGCCACAGAACUGUAGGAAGACCCCGAGAACCAUAAUUGCGCGUCAUAGAUUCCAUGCCCCCGCCAAUUCCAACUGAUAUCGCGCCCACGGAAAUCGAGUGUGCAAUGGCAGUGAUAGCAGCCAAUCCAGAGCUGCAUUGCCUGCUGACGGUAUGGAAAGGAACGGUGUGAGGGAAGCCGGCGUGUAUUUGAGCCAUUCGAGCUGCCUUUGUGCCACCCAACUCCUGUAGAACACUUCCAAUGGCUACGUCGUCGAUCAAUGCGGGGUCAAGCUUCGGGUUUGCUGCGAGUGUGGCGCGAAGAAUGUGGGAAAUCAGUUCUUCGGGGCAGGCAUCUUUAAACCCGCCCUUUUUGGCCCGGGUGACUGCUGUUCGCAAUGAGGAGAGGAUGACGACAUCGGAGGGGGAUUUUUGGAGGAUUUGCCGCAGGCCUUUCUGAGCCCUUCCUGACAUGAUGGCUGUGACUCUGUUCAAGCCAAUUUGCGAUUAAACGGAAAACAAGGUAGUUCACGGAGGGGAUCAAAAUUGGAUGCUGGGAGGAAGAAAUAAUGUAUAGCCCAGUGAGAGGAAGGAAAGCUAGAAAUCAUUUGGUGUUGCUAACAGCUGAACUCCUGCAGCUGUGUAGAUCGGGUCCCCGCCGGGCUGCCGACGGCGACUAAGCUCUCAACCGAGAGCAAGAACAUCCGCUGCUCUGGCUGAUUUGUUUCAUGCAACCCAACAUUCAUUCAUUAAUGGAUGGAGCAAAGAAAUCAUCAUUAAGAGGGAUCAGCGCACUCAAUCCAAAGGCCCGCUCACAAUGACUACAAUCCUUCACCCAUCCCAUCCCUCGCUGUCGUUUGUUGGUAUCUGGUUGGGAAAAUUAUCAACUUCAGAUGUUGGUGAUAGCAAAACCACGUGAGCUGGAUCGUUGUGGAGAAUUAGAGUUUCGGCUCAAAUCUCGGCAAUCGCCCUCAGGGCAUACCUUCUCUGCCGGUAAAAUGUGCCUCUUUUCUAGAAGAUAAACCUCCAUUGUAUGCAUCACGUUUUAUGUAUCCUCAUUAUGGCAACUGCUAUCAUUGGAUAUUCGUCGUGCACAGUACAUCGCAUCUUCGGAGCCAUAAGCAAGCGUCCCGGUUUCCCUUCCAGCCCGCCCGAUAUGUGUCUAUGUGGCCGAGAUAUCUUGAGGCUGGGGAAGAAAUAAAAGACAGCAAAAGGCGGAUGCAAAUCUCUAGACAUUUCUAGUUUGUCCUUCCAGUGAUAAGUUAACGAAAUAGAUACACGGAGAUGUCAUGAGCAAAUGAAAUAAUAACAUGGGCCGAUCGAAGCUGGCAUGCAGAAAUGAGAGCGCGUCUCACGCCGCCCCUGAUCUAUAUUUAGUUACCUUUUUGUCGGUUUUCACCCCUUCAACCUCAACAACCUUCCUAGGUUCUUUCAAUAUCAAACAAUAUCCAUGAAUAAAAAAGAAUUGCUGAAACUUCACACUCAAGCGGUUUGCCCCUCUCAGAGAAUUACUUUCCCCGGAGUCUGCCUCCCGAGUUUGCCUUUCUAUUUUGUGGCUGUCUCGAUACGACGACGUCUUCCAGGCAACCGCCGAAGUGUUUAGCGAGGCUGUAUCCAGCAAGCGGCUUCUAUGCGCAUACCCCGCUUAAAGAAUGACUCCUCGGAGGGAUCAAUUAUCAUCAUGGAAGAAGAAGAAUGAGGCUGCAAUGUUAAAAAUAUAUUUCUGACUCCAUCGCGUCGUCGAUCUGCCUCGAGGGCCGGAGGGCCGGGAUGCCGCAACGCUUGUCGCGUACCCCUACUUGUCAUCUGACUAGCCGGUGGAUACGAUUCACUCAAGGGCCAUGGCAGAUCCGUAUUUCUUCUAUCAUAAGCAUUUUCAUAUUGCUUCACAAGCAAAUUCUACUUCUCCAAACUCUUCUUCAUUGAAGUAAGAUGUGAGAAAUCUUUCAACUUGAGAGGGGGCUAUGCAUGUCAUGUUUGUCACACAGACGAAAAGCAAGGCAGAAACAAUACAACUAGCUGGACUAACAGGGGAUGUUUUGCGGAUUUUCCCUCUCAACCUCCCUUGGUCGCUGAAAUAUCAUAUCUAUAUAUAUAUAUGGGAUGCACCCCAGGACUUACAGAGUUGUUUACUUCGUCUCCUUAGCACAAGUCUUCAAAAUCCGUCUUCUGUGUGAUUCGAUGUCAAAAACCACAUAUCAACCUUCAGAGUUUACUUUUCAUUCAACCUGUUUUUGCCCGUCUACACCAGACCUAACAGCCCCUCAAACCAAAACACAAGAAUACUCCCCCUCAGCCCCUCGGCUAAAAACAACAAACCUACAUCAACAAAAAAACACCACCAGGCAAAGAAAAGAAGGGAAAAUAUAUAUAUAUAUAUAUACGAUGUGCUUCUCCUCCUCGGACAGAGAUAACAACACGGAGCCCUACCGCCCUGUCUGUUACGAUCCGAAAACAGGCGACCCCAUCACAUACAACCCGCCAGCCAAAAAGAAGAAGAAGAAGAAGUCGAGGUACGACGGCGGAGGUGGAGGAGGGGGCGGCGGGUAUAGCGGUGGUGAUGGUGGUGGAGGUGGCGAUGGAGGUGGAUGUUGACUUUGUUUAGGGAGGUGGGUUCAGGGGAUUGAGACGGGGGAGGGGGGACUACAAGCCAUUCUAUUGUGAAGACGAGGUGGUGUAUGAAGGUUUUUGACUUUGAUAUUACAAACGGUAACGAUCAUGACGAUGAUAUUUAUGAAGUGGGUUUAUUAUGGAAUUAUGGAGGGCAAGGACUGGAGCAUUGAUUAUGGUCCAUUAUUGUUGGAUUUUGAUGUACACUGCCUGUUUUAUUGAUUAUCUGUUUUCCCUUACGCAUUUCUGUUGGCAUUUUCUUAUAUAUCAUUCUCAUACAGUGUUUUUAUCAUCAAAUGUCUCUAACAUUCAUCUUUUUUACCUCAGCUUUCUUAUCAAUUUUAUUAAUCUUAACUUAAUUAAUUAAUUACUACAACUGAUACUUUCAAUGAUGAUUCAGAAAUUUCC